This is a messenger RNA of Folsomia candida, 3003 nucleotides long. RefSeq names its product GPI ethanolamine phosphate transferase 2 (gene PIG-G). NCBI's taxonomy places the organism in Eukaryota, Metazoa, Arthropoda, Collembola, Entomobryomorpha, Isotomidae. Bases 419 to 2956 code for a protein of 845 amino acids. Gene Ontology annotation, cellular component: endoplasmic reticulum membrane. Gene Ontology annotation, biological process: GPI anchor biosynthetic process. The record is from RefSeq and is a predicted model, not a curated record. The transcript has 8 exons.
ACUGCGAGUGAGCUACUUAGGUUCGGAAGAGAAAGUUGUGCGGGGAAAGCGGAGAACGGCCGGUUUGCGGUUGCGGGAGAGAGUUGCUCUUUCAGUGACACAUAUAGUAAAACACUCCCAGCAACAACUCACCCCCAAUUUCUACCCUCACUUCUGGCAGUUGCUUUCUCCAGCAUCUGUAAAAGGGAAAUUAGAAGAAAUUACAAUGCAGACCAACUAGUGAUUAGUUAGUCCAGAUCACACCAUUUGUUCUCAGUUCUCAACAUGUUACACAUAUUCUCAAAAAAUGGGAGAAUCUUUCAUGAAUGCUGCUGUGGGAUGGGGCUCUGGUUGACCAGAAUGGAUUAAGUGUUUACUUUCUUCCGGUGACGCAAGACUGAAUAAUUACAAAUAUAAAUAUUGCACAUCACACUGUAAAAUGUCGCUAACAAUUGUAAGAUACAAGAUAGCCCUUUGCUUCGUGGCUCUGGGUCAAGUGGUGGGGCUGUCGUUGUUAUUUUUGGGAAUUGUGGGUAACUUGGAGUUGAACCUCCAUCAGGAGCAGCAAGACAAUAUAAAUGGCGACGAUACUUCGAAACACAAAAUUGAUUAUAAGCAAGUUAUUGAUCCCGAGACGAUGCCUAAUCAAGUAGUUUUGAUCAUUGUGGACGCAUUGAGAGUGGACAUGAUGACCCCGACUAACUUUCCCUUCCUUUUAACUUCCUUGAAAAAUCACAAAAAGACUGGUGUAUUGUUGUAUAACGUCACGGUGGACUCGCCAACGGUUACGCUUCCAAGGGUUAAGACCAUGAUGACUGGAAAGGCACCCACGUAUUUGGACAUUCUCAAGAAUUUACAGACGUCGGAUAAUAGUUUGUCUUCUAAUCUACUAACGCAGGACAACAUUAUUAAACUUCUUAGGGAGAACAGAAAUGAUUUGGGAAUUUGUUUUUUCGGGGAUGAGACAUGGCUUCGCCUAUUUCCUGCCGAUCAAGAUGGGACGUCAAAAUUCUUUCAACAAUCAGAAGGAGUUACUUCCUUUUUCGUGAAAGACUUUCAUGAAGUUGAUAAUAAUGUGACUAGGAAUUUAAACAAUAUUCAAGACUGCAAAUUUUUAAUUUUACAUUACUUGGGCCUCGAUCAUAUAGGCCACGUUUACGGUCCAACGGAACGACCAGAUUUAAUUAAGAGCAAAUUAAAAGAAAUGGACAAAGUCAUUCAAAAGAUUUACAACAGGAUUUCAAAGUUAAAAGGUCAUUCAAAUAAAAGUGUUAUAAUCGUCACUGGUGAUCAUGGAAUGGCUAAUGUUGGAGGACAUGGGGGAAGCAGUUACGAAGAAAUUACUACCCCUUUGGCAGCUGUUAUUACUAGCAUCUCGCACAUGAAGAAUCUGAAGCCGAUAGUCUCCUCAAUUAACCAGGUUGAUAUUGCUCCCACAUUGGCUGCUUUGUGGAGGCUGAGAAUGCCAGAAGAAUCACAAGGGAAACUGAUACUAGAAAUUGUAGAAUCUUUCCAAUCCAGUCAAACGCUAGCACACACAUACGAAGAUAAUUGUAAACAUUUGAUGAAAAUGCUUGGUGAAGCAAGAAUUGCUGCAACUUAUCGACUAUGGUUCAACGAGAUUUCCAAACUUGAGAAGCCACUUUCGAUUAAAAAGUAUAUUGAACUCGAAAACGAACUGGCCGUUGCACUAAGGUCUUUAAGGCAGGAACAGGGAACAAUUUCUGGACAUUAUGUUUUGAUUGGUGUAGUUCUAUUGAUUAUUGUUGAAGGCGUAGCAUUUUUCUUAACUGCACGGAUGCUAUCGGUUGUGUGGAAUGGAGCAAAUUAUGCUGUGAUUUUGUCAAUACUUCCACCUUUGCUUAUAUAUUUCAGUUCUAGUUUUAUAGAAGAAGAACAUUAUAUCCGUUAUUUUAUAUUUAGCUGUGUCAUGUUAAACCUUUAUUGGUACAAUGUUACUGAUUACAUGAGUGCGUGGAAACUGCUGAAGGUUUUAUUUUAUCAUCGAAUUCUAACUACAUUCAAUCAGACUGGGGAUAAAUGGAGUCAUAUACCGGACAUAAACGACAUUAUAAUUUGGGAAAACUUGACAUGGCUCUCUGCACUGAUUGGAACUAUUCUUGUUUGGAGAUUUCUAGUUUAUUCGGGUAGGGAUACAAAACUUUGUGCUAUUUCGCUCGGAUUGACCUGGUGGUGCAAAAUUGUGAAUAAGAGCGAAUUUCUCUCAAAACUAUGGCCAUUUUCGUUUUUUGGUGAAGUGGGUAUUCAACAAAUCACAUUUUUAAUGAUCCUAUUUCACUCAAUAAUUACAUUGUGGAGAAGAUCAGCCAGAGAAAGUAUCUUCACUGGAAUUCUGCUAGUCGUUCUGCAUCUUCAGCGUCAGCAAAAUAUAUUGGUAGUUGGACUGCUGUUGACAGGACUGUUGGAACUCAUUUCGUUUUUCCAUCAUCAUCAAAUGCUGAAAUUGGAAUCCCAAACAAACUUAAGCAAAGUUGCAAAUAAUGUACCGUUGUCUACUCAGGUUGCGUUUGUUUGGUUUGCCCAUAAUUCCUUUUUUUACCAGGGCAAUUCUAACGGAUUAGCGACGAUCGAUGUUAGUGCUGGUUAUAUUGGUCUUGGAUCAUUUGCUUCAAAUGUUUUAAUCGCGAUUUUUAUUUUCCUAAAUACAUAUGGAAAUCCUUUUCUUGUAUAUCUACAUUUUGCAUCCAUCAGGUCUGAUACUAAAGCCACUACCUCCAACAAUUCUACUUACCAUGUCUUGUCAAAUAAGAAACCUAGAUAUCGGAACAAAAUUUCUAAUCCACUCCCUGUGAUAAGCUUACUCUCGAAUGGGGUGGAAUGCAUAAUUUACUCUGUCACAUUGCUCAUGUUCUCCAACCAUUUGUUUAUUUGGUCAGUGUUUGUGCCAAAACUGUUAUAUCUUAUUAGUCAAACUGUGAUGCAUUUAAUAUUGAAUAUUAUUUAUUUAUUUAUUUAAAAUAUUUUUUAUCCCAGCAAUAAAUGAAGUAUAGUUAUGAUUCAUAA